CCACACACCCAAAUCAGUUACACAGAGCCAUAACCAUGGCUACUCUAAGCUUCAACUCCACAAGAAUCAAAACCCCAUCUUUCAACUACACCAACCCAAUACUCACCAAACUCACCUCUUCAAAACCCAUAAUCAAGUUCCCAUUUUUCACUUCCUCCAACAAAAAACACUUCCUUAAAUUUCAAACAUGUUCUGUCUCAGAUACCUCAGUAACAACAACGCAGAAAGAAUUUGAAGAAGAAGAAGACAAAGAAGACCCAACUGCUGAAACAUGUUAUCUUGAUCCAGAAACUGAUCCUGAUAACUUAUUAAGCUGGGAAUUGGAUUUUUGUUCUAGACCCAUUCUUGAUAUUAGAGGAAAGAAACUUUGGGAGCUUGUUGUUUGUGAUAAAUCUCUUUCACUUCAAUAUACUAAGUAUUUUCCUAAUAAUGUUAUUAAUAGUAUUACUCUUAAGGAUUCUAUUGUUGCUAUUUGUGAUGAGUUGGAUAUACCUGUGCCUAGAAACAUUCGCUUCUUUAGGUCACAGAUGCAGACAAUUAUUACAAAAGCAUGUAAGGAGCUUGGCAUAAGAGCUCUUCCCAGUAAACGGUGUUUGUCAUUACUUUUAUGGCUAGAGGAACGCUACGAAACUGUAUAUACAAAACAUCCUGGAUUUCAAAAGGGAUCCAAGCCUCUUUUGCCAUUAGACAAUCCCUUUCCCACGAAACUUCCAGAAGAUCUUUUUGGUGAAAGAUGGGCAUUUGUUCAGUUACCUUACUCAGCUGUUCGAGAGGAGGCCUCGGCAUCAGAGGAAAGAUUUGGCUAUGGUUCUGGGCUAGAUCUUGAUUUAUUGGGUAUUGAAAUCGACGACAAGACGUUGAUCCCAGGACUGGCUGUUGCAUCUUCUCGUGCAAAAAUAUUAUCAGCUUUUAUGAAUGGAUUGGAGCUCUGUGCUAUUGAAGCAGACACUGCUCGCGGUAACCUGACUCUUUCAGUUGGAAUUUCGACUCGGUAUGUAUACGCGACCUAUAAGAAAAGUCCUACCACAACUAAAGAAGCUGAUGCUUGGGAAGCAGCUAAGAAAGCUUCUGGAGGCUUGCAUUUCCUUGCAAUCCAAGAUGAGUUAGAUUCUGAAAAUUGUGUUGGCUUCUGGCUUUUGCUAGACUUGCCACCUCCACCUGUAUAAUCAUACAAAUUAUUAUGACUGAAUAUUUUAAAAGAAAUAAAUUCUUAUAAUAGAAUCAUUACUAGCUAAAA
Molecule: messenger RNA, 1237 nt
Organism: Trifolium pratense (red clover)
Lineage: Eukaryota; Viridiplantae; Streptophyta; Magnoliopsida; Fabales; Fabaceae
Product: protein TAB2 homolog, chloroplastic-like
Exons: 5
Coding region: 36-1166 (376 amino acids)
Molecular function (GO): RNA binding
Source: RefSeq, a predicted model, not a curated record